This is a messenger RNA of Fukomys damarensis (Damara mole-rat), 3943 nucleotides long. It is a transcript of the gene CUNH1orf74, whose product is annotated as chromosome unknown C1orf74 homolog. The coding region runs from base 449 to 1240 and encodes 263 amino acids. The record is from RefSeq and is a predicted model, not a curated record. NCBI's taxonomy places the organism in Eukaryota, Metazoa, Chordata, Mammalia, Rodentia, Bathyergidae. The transcript has 6 exons.
GGCAGGAAGGGGUGGGCGUCGGAGGGACAUACGUCUGUGACGUCAUGAGGCGGCCCGGCCAGUUGUACCGCGAGCGAGCUAUGCCUGUGGAUGACGUCAUCGAAGCGAGACGUAGUUUGCAGAGCCCGAGUGGGUGCGCAUGCGUAACAGACUGUUUUCGCCACCUGGAGCUGUGUAGGCUGCUAGACUGUUUCGUGCAGACGGGUGUUUCAGUGCUGUGGCGGGGCGCAGGGGCCUUGUCGCCUAUCCCACAGCCGGCAGGAAAUCGGAAAUUGAGCCCGCGUACCUGCAGCGGAAGUGGAAACAUUGAGGGAGAACUCUGCGUCAGAUACCAAGUCAAAGUCACUGCCGUCUUGGGUGUGAGGCUCAAGUGUCUGGAGCUGAGAUGCGACCUGGGAAAGGAACUGGCUAGCUAAGGAGGCCAUGCUUGAAGCUGCUUCUUGAUCUCAUGUCAACACCAAGUCCCCAGCUGCUGGUGGCAGCUGCUCAGCAGACCCUGGGCAUGGGAAAGAGAAAGUGUCCGUCCAGAGCCGUCUGCCUUCACUUAGCUGGAGAGGUGCUAGCUGUGUCCCGAGGGCUGAAGCCAGCUGUGCUUUAUGACUACAGCUGUGCCGGAGCAUUGGCACUCCAGAGAUAUCUGGAGGAGCUGCAGAGGCUGGGUCUCCUCAACCUGAGACUUCACGUUCUUGAGAUUGGAGAGAAUAGCCUCAUUGUUAGUGCCAAGCAUGCAUGUCAGCGCUUGGAGCAAGUGCUACAUGGUACUAUAGCAUUGGUGGAUGUCUCCAGCUCCCAGCCACACCCUUCCCUCUGUUCCCUGAACCAGCUUCGGGACCUGAAGGUCUUCAUGACUGAGAUCACUGUGCAUUUACAGGAGCUGCAGAGAGACCUAUCUCUAGGAGUCUCUCUCAGCAGGCUCCGUUCCUCAGACUGGAAUCUCUGUACUGUAUUUGGGCUCCUUCUGGGCUAUCCUGUCUCAUAUACUUUUCACCAGAACCAGGGAAAUGACAACUGCUUGACCCUGGCCCCACUGCGUGUGUUCACUGCCCGAACCUCGUGGCUGACAAGUCAGCCCCCAGUCUUGCUGUAUUCUUUUAGUGUUCCAGAGAGCUUGUUCCCAGCCUUGAAGGACAUUCUAAAUGCCUGGGAGAAGGACCUCAGAACCCGAUUUAGGAGUCAGAAUGACUUUGCUGACCUCAGCAUCUCCUCUGAAAUAGUCACACUGCCAACAGUGGCCCUCUGACUUUAACCCUCCUCUCAUAUGAAAGGUCUCUGCUGUCCUGACCCCACCCAGAGCCAGGUCCUGGCGGUGCUCAGAGAACAUUAGACACAGAUGUGGUCCUUCACUUGUGAUUCAGUUGAGUGCUUCGUACGGAAGGACAGACUGCUGAACCAAAGAGACCCCAACGCAGAAGGAGGUGGCAAGCAGUGCUUUCUCCAAGCUAUGACUCACUGCAUAGGAGGAGCGGCUUGCAUGGUGACUACUGAUGACCCCAGAGCCCUCCAGAGAGAAAUGCAUCAGUGGAACAGAGCAGUGGACAUGGCAGACUGCAGUGACUGAGCACUCUUUAAUAACUGGCGAAAGUGACUGGUGAGCGUUCCUGGUACCUGCAUGGCAGCUUCCAGAAGAGCUGAUGAUGUGGCCCCAGGUGCGGCCUCGCCAGUUCCUCUCUGAGGAAAAUCUUCAGCAUGGAUUGCCACGGUCUAGCUCCCAGGAUCCCAAGACAGCUGCUACAACUUCAGACACCACAUUCAAGAGGACAGCACCCAGUGGAAGAAGAUAGACUUUCUUUCUUUCCCUCCCUCCCUCCCUUCCUUCCUUCCAUCCUUUUUAUCAGUAAGCAAAUGUUUCCCACAAUGAACAAGAGACCUUUGUUUUGGACUGGGCAGCAGCAUCGGGCCCCAACAGACUAAGCUAAAAAUCAAAAUGGAGUUGCUUGUGGUAGAGUUCCACGUCCUGAACUGAAACUGAGCUGCUUAUCUUGUCCCCAAGAAAUCAGGAUUAGAGAGAUAAUGGUCCUAUUUCCCAAACAGGCCAGUUCCAGUUGGCACGAUGAUGAUACUUUCUCUGCUUCCAUCCUGUCUCCCAAGAGGUGAUCAGAAAUAGCCUGAGGUUAACUCAUCAGUUAUUUUGCUAGUGUUGUCUUCCUGCCUUACAGGGACAGUAACUUGGAGAUGACCAGUCUGCUUUAUCCAUUUGUUUCUGCUGUUUUUAGCCCUGUUCUGUCUGUAAAACCAUCCUGUCUUCUCAGCCCAUCAGAACACGGUCUGUUUUGUGGAAUGAAGUGCUGCCAGAUUCCACCAUUGAAAAUGGAGUCAGUUAAGAUCUUUAAAUUGUUCUAAUUCUGUCUCUUGACACCUGGGGUGACCCCAGUGAUUCUUCCCCGUGGACAGAACUGGGUCACACGCCCCUCCUUAUGACCACUCGCGAAGGAAAGUCUUAGCAUCACAUGCUUGGGCCAUGAGUCUCAAAGAUACUCCUUAAAACCAGCGGUAGCAAGACCUGAGAACUUCUUACAGAUGCAGUUUAUUGGGUUCUACCCCAAUCUGUUGAAUCAGAAAUUCUAGAUGGAAGGGCCAGCAAUCUGUGUUUUAAAACAUUCUCUAUGUGAAACUGAAGCACACUUAAGAUUGUGAACCACUGGUACAAUAUUUAGGAAUGUUUACAUCCUCUUAAAUUUCAUGUUGAAAUCUAAUCCACAGUGAAAUGGCAUCAAUAGGUGGAACCCUUGGGAAAUGGUUGGAUUGUGAUGAAUAGGAUUAGCUCCCUGGGAAGCAAGGCUGGAAGGAACUUACGUGUGUGGAUACAAGUAGAUGGAACUGCAAGUGACCCAGAGAACAAAACCCCACCAGGUACAAACCUGAUGCAGCCUGCACUGUGGGCUCCCCAGCCUCUAGGGUGUGAUAUAUGAGAUGCUGUUGUUUACAGUCCCCCCAGCUAAGAUAUUUUGUUGUAACAGCCCAGACAGACCACGGCAACUGGCAGAAGUGAGUCAGGAUUUAUCUCUGAGCCAGAGAUAGAGCAGCUUUCCUGAGGACUGGGAAGAUACUUGAAACCUUUUAGCAAGAAGGUGGUCAUGUGAAUCUUCUCAGACUACCCUAGCAGCGAUACAGGCUAGGACUCGUGCCAACCGCAGAAACUGGUUCUCUUAUGGAACUCCAGAGGCGCAGAGCCCAAGGCCAAGGUGCAGGACCAUGUAGUGUCAGACGAGCUGUUUCCUCACCACAUCCUCAUGCAGCAGUAGAGAGGAAAGUGAGGAGAAGGGAAGAGACAGAGGGAGGACUCCAAGGAGUUCUGCUCAUCACUGGGUUAAGAACACCGCCUCUGUGACCUGGCCCUGCCCACCCCUCCCCUCCACUGAGUCCCUGCCUCAGUCUCACUGCUACACCCAUUCCAGGGGGUGGGCGGGGCCACGCUGUUUCCUGCCGCGGUACUUUUGUGCUCCUUCUUCCUCUUCCUGGUUUCCAUUGUUGUCUGGGCCUCCAGCCCGAGCCCUCCUCCCUUCCGAUGUUAGUAAAAACGAUAUUAAACUUUAAGUGUAGAGAGGGACUAAUAGAAUUUUAGACUUUCUUAAGGUGCUUACUUCCUGUCUUUUCUGAGGUAACAAGAAAAAUUUUCAGAAGUAAUUUUGGGGCCCCACAGAGUGUAGGGGUGCAUGUUUGUAAUCCUGGUUACUCAGGAAGCUCUAGGCGAACUGCAGCAAUUUGGCAAAAACCUAUUUGAAAAAAAUAAAAUGGAAAAGUUUGGGGAUGCAUCUUAGUGCUAACACUUUCUGGCACGUAUAAGACCAUUGGUUCAAUACUUAGUAAACGUGUGCACACACACACACACACACACUGGUUCCCUUACUUUUCUGCUUUCUUAAAUGCUUAGCUGGCCCUGAGAAAUCUGGCCCCGAAUCUUUUUUUUUUUUUUAACUUUUUAUUGAGUUUAUUGGUACAAUCU